Molecule: messenger RNA, 1447 nt
Organism: Owenia fusiformis
Lineage: Eukaryota; Metazoa; Annelida; Polychaeta; Sabellida; Oweniidae
Source: the annotation of a GenBank genome assembly
CAUGCGGUCGCUAAUUUUCUUCUUCCUAUCAAUCGGGAUUUGCCAAGUGAGUGGAAAGAGUAUCUCUUGUAAAUGCGCAGUCAGUGAUCAAUUCAGUGAUGGAUGUUCACUUGAUGAGGAUGCAGCCUAUGGUUGCCAAAGUGAUGACGAGUCAGCUGACUUAGAAUGCGACUGUUCAACAUGUACCUGCAGUAAAGGUAUAGAGGAAUAUCUAUAUCAAAGCUUCAUUGAGAGCAAGCUGCCAUUUAGUGCUUCUGAAAGAGCGGCAAUCAAAGGAGCCAUAGGUGUAGCCAAUGAAACUUUGGAAGAAUUAAAUGAUCUACUUGAUGGAAUAGAAAAGCUGUUGAUACGUUUUGUGGAAUAUUUGAAAGCUUUCUAUAAAUGGAUAAAAAGUUUGUUCACUGGAGCGUGUACUGAGUUAAGAGAUAAAUGGGAGGAGGCACAAAAGAAGAUCCACGCAACUGCUGAAAUGCUCAAAAAUGUUGAAAGCAUUCGUGAUAGCAACAAAGAUUUGCCAGCGGACAUUAUGAAGACCAUUGAGGACAAAAUUGAGGGAUUGCAAAGAAUGGAAAUCGAAGAAAAAUUAAUGCUAAAGAAGAUUGAAAAAGAAAUGACUUUGGAAGAGUUCGAGUGCCUAAAAGAUAGCCAUUGCCCAUUUGACGCAAACUUUCCUGAACGCAUACACUGCAAAUCUGACUGUAAGUGCCAUGAAUGUAGAAAUAACGAAGAUUGCAAACGCCCAAAACCAAAAUGUAAUGAAAACGACGAUGAGAUCAUGGUUUGUGGAGAUCCUCAUAUUAAACAGACGAUCCGAGGGACUGAACGUAGAUUCUGCUACAACAUCUAUGGUGCUCCUGAUUCGACAUAUUUGUACCUCCAUGAUGAUGAUUUGGAUGUUCGUUCCACAUUGAUAAGUGCUAUUGCACUUGAUGGGGAACUUGCAAAAUAUGUUGGGAGUAUUCAAAUAACCAAAGGACGUGUUGUAAUAAGAAUUGAUCCUUAUUAUGUCCGUGUUGAUGAUAAUGGAAAGGUGACGAAACAAAAAUGGAAAUUCGGUGAACUGAAAUUUGACAAUGGUCUUGGAAUGGUUGUAUUCGACAGUAAUACAGAUUUGAAGGUGGUACUUGGUGAUGGAAAAUUUAUUGAUGUAUGGAGACACGAGAGGUUUAUGAGCUUUGAUAUAACUGAACUGUCUGGUCUAUCGAACUCUGCUACUGGCAUAAUGGCUUCUAUUGGAUUGAAUGCUGUUUUCAAGCCAAGUGACGGAGCUAAUGAGACUGGGACACUAAUCUGGCAGGACGUUUCUAUCCCUCUAUUCAAAGCGGACAGAUACUGCUGGAAAAUUAAACACAUAUUCAAAGAUCAAUUCCGAAAAUUGCUUGAUGAAUUCAAAGUGAACGAAUUUGCAAAUGCUACUGUUCGUGGCAAUGCUGAUAAAGAACAAUGA